This is a messenger RNA of Arabidopsis lyrata subsp. lyrata, 901 nucleotides long. RefSeq lists its product as uncharacterized. Lineage: Eukaryota; Viridiplantae; Streptophyta; Magnoliopsida; Brassicales; Brassicaceae. The record is from RefSeq and is a predicted model, not a curated record. Bases 147 to 749 code for a protein of 200 amino acids. The transcript has a single exon.
UUAAUAAUUAAUAUAGAUCAGAUCAAAACAUUUCAUAUCAGAAAGAAUUAAAGGCUAAAUAUAAAAAUAAAACUUUUCAUUUAUUUAGUGACAAAAACCCUACCUAUAUAUAUGAACCAAUCUUAACUAUAUAUGUUGUUCCCAUAAUGGAUAGCGAGCCCUUCAAUAUUACUCCAGCUUAUUGCUGCUUUUCGUACAUUGCUACUACCGGUUUCUUCAUCUAUUUAAAGCUCAUCUUAAUACAUCUUUCCAACAACAAAGAAAAAUGUUACAUAGAGCUUUUUGCCAAUUCUGUCUCCGUCACAAACGUAGACAUAAAGGCAAACAUUUCCGCGGCCGAUUGGAGGAUCGGUUUCGCUGCGAAUAGUCCAGUCACCGGCUGUAAAAUCUCUAUACUUACACUCAGUUCUCGUUUACUCCGAGGUGAACAAGUUAUCUCCAACUCCUCAUCUUGGGAAAAUCUCGGAGAAUUUGUUCCCCGAGACAAAACAAAUAUUGUUUUUGAGAAAGUGGUAAUGCCGAAACUUAUUGGUGACAUGAUUUGGAAUUUACGGGUCAAGAUUAUGUAUGCAGUGAAAACAGAUGCUAGAUAUAUAAAUGGUUUGUUGAUGGCGGAUUGUCCCGAUAUUCCGGUGAAAUUCACAACCGAUGCGGCCGGAAAGGUGAUGGGAACGUUGCUUGGAAAUGUGAGACGAUGCGAGUAUAAAUUCCAGCAUGACUUGGAUUAUUCCGUUUUAAAUUCUUAUUAAGUUUCUUCGAUCUUGAAUAUAUGAUCUCUAUUUAAGAGAAAUGAUGGCUUAAGGUUAUUUAUUUUUGUUUUAUCUUUGUUCUACUUUGAUAAAAUAAGAUGGGAUAUUAAGCACAUUUGUUAUAAGUAAUAAUAUAAUUAUAAACCAUGUGG